This is a messenger RNA of Porites lobata, 823 nucleotides long. The record is from the annotation of a GenBank genome assembly. NCBI's taxonomy places the organism in Eukaryota, Metazoa, Cnidaria, Anthozoa, Scleractinia, Poritidae.
AUGGCUAUACACGCAGUACAUGUCAAUACAUGUAAUACAUGGGAGUACAUGGCUGUAAAUGACAGUACACGGCUAUACAUGGCAGCUAGUACAUGGCAAUACAUCGCUAUACAUAGCAAAACAUAGUAAUGCAUCGUAAUACAUAGUAAUACAUGGCAAAACAUGGUAAUACAAAGUAAUACAUUAAUACAUGGUAAUACAUAGAGAUACAUGGCAGCACAUGGUAAUACAUGGCGAUACAUGGUAAUACAUGGCAAUAAAUGGCUAUACAUGGCUAUACAUGGUAAUACAUGGCAAUACAUCGCAUUACAUGGGUAUUCAUGGCUACACAUGGUAAUACAUGCUAUGGUUCUUUGGGUGUCUUUUUUCCUCAGCAAGGUUCGGAAAGGGUAGCAGACAUACCUGGCAAUACAUGGGUAUACAUGGUAAUACAUGGCUAUACAUGGUAAUACAUGGUGAUACAUAACAAUACAUGGUAAUACAUGGCAAUACAUGGUGAUACAUGGUAAUACAUGGCUAUAAAUGGCUAUACAUGGUAAUACAUGGCUGUACAUGGUAAUACAUGGCUAUACAUGGCUAUACAUGGGUAUACAUGGCAAUACAUGGCUAUACAUGGCAAUACAUGGCUAUACAUGGGUAUACAUGGCUAUACAUAGGUAUACAUGGCUAUACAUGGGUAUACAUGGCCAUACAUGGUAAUACAUGGCUAUACAUGGCUAUACAUGGCUAUACAUUGCUAUACAUGGUAAUACAUGGCAAUACAUGGCUAUACAUGGGUACACAUGGCUAUAACUGGGUAUACAUGGCAAUACAUGGCUAUACA